Molecule: messenger RNA, 2333 nt
Organism: Agrilus planipennis (emerald ash borer)
Lineage: Eukaryota; Metazoa; Arthropoda; Insecta; Coleoptera; Buprestidae
Exons: 13
Coding region: 236-2311 (691 amino acids)
Biological process (GO): DNA repair; DNA damage checkpoint signaling
Source: RefSeq, a predicted model, not a curated record
UAAUAGGGUAUAUUAUAAACUAAUUUCUCUUGAUGCCCUAAUGCUAUUAACUUUGUAUUAAAUAAUUAACAAAAUAAUAUAAUUUAUUGAAUUUCACACACUAAGCUUUGAUGCUUUUGACACAUCAUAGAUAAUUUAACCUCAAAGGAAAUUAACUAACCAAACCGGUAAUUGUGUUUGCUUAUUUGAAAAAAUCAUGUAAUUAAAUAAUACAUGCGUUAAUAUUUAAAUUAAAAUGACCAAACGAAGUGGAACCAUUGAAAAUAAUUUAUGUAAAAAGCCUAGACUAGAACAGGAUGACUGGGACAAUUCAGAUUUGGAUGAUUGUCUUGUCUUGGCUACACAGAUGUGUGAACAAUCAGUCAAUAAUAGUAUAUUACCAACAUAUGGAGAAUUUGAAAAAUCUUCAGUAUCAAGGAAUAUUUAUUGUUCUACACAAAUACAGCAAAAGACAAGUAAUAACGUAAAUAAAGAAGCAAGUGAACAGGUGAAGAUAUUAAAAGAGAAAUGUGAAGCAAAAGAAGGAGAAGUCACCAUUCUAAGACAUCAACUACAAGUAAUAAAAACCAAUUUAGACGUAGAGUUCAGUAAAAAAAAGAAGGAAUUGACUGAUAAAAUUAAUGUUUCUACUCAGAAAAUUAAUGCACUUAAGAGUGAUCUGGAAUUUAGAGACUUUGAAAUUGCCAAUUUAAAACAAAAAAUUGUUGAAAUAAGUAAAGCAAACAGAUUAGAUUUGUCUUUUUCAUUUACACAGAUCCAGCAUCAAGAAGCAAGACAGACAGGUAGUUCAUCUCAAAAAGAAACUACAACUAACAGCUAUUUUGAUCCAAUUUAUUCAACAGCACCAACAGGUGUUCCACUGCAUGAUACAGUCAAUUUUAGACAUUUUGGAUACCUGGGAAGAGAAACUUACUUUUUAAAAACGACUAACAAUUCAUUGAAGUUAUAUUUAAUUCCACAUAUCAAUGAUGAUACAAGUAAUGAUCUCACUGGUUUUGAAGUUUUAAAUUUAGAUGAUAAGAAAUUAUGUUUCUCCAAACUGAGCAAAGAAAUUUGCAUCUAUUUGAACAGUCCUGAAAGAGAAUUCAAUUUAGAGAAAAAAUUAUCUGUAGUAACAAAGAUACUUUCUUUAUCAUUUUUCUUUCUUGAAAGUUUGAAUAGUUUUUUAGAAGGAGUUUCUACAAAUAUUCAAACAAAGGAUAUUAGACAGAUUGAUAAUUUGUAUUUGGAGAACAAACUACCCUGUAAUUUCCAGAAAGCAUCUUUAUUGGAUGCAGACCCAAUAUUUGAAGAUGAAAUAGGUAUUUCAUUUAGGCAAUGUGUAGCCCUAAUUGCUUUAAUUAUUCCCUUUAACAAACACAUUGAGAACCAUAUUUUAGAAAAUAAACAUAUUAAUACUGAAUGUUUAGAAGAAACUUUAAAACUUAACACUGACAAGUGUUUAGAAACAGAAAAUUAUUUUCUCAGCCAAUUACUUCAUGUGAUAAUGAUUAUUGGGAAAACGAGAAAAACUCAUCUUUUUUCUGGAUUAUUAUUAGCAACAGUAGAUCUGCUAACAAGUAUUUCUGCUACAAAUAGUUUUGAUAAAGUAAACCAAUUAGUUGUAAAUAUUACAAAGGAAAUUGUAUUUUCUCGUCCUAACUUGUUAAUCUUGGAAAAAAUAUCAAGUUUUCUAGUAAAAGCUACUGUAAAUUUGGAAUUUGUUAACAAAUUAUGUAGGAAGCCAAUCGAAAAAACGCUAAAGGGGCCACAAAAAGAAGGAAUAACUUAUUUCAAUUCAGGCGCUUGCAUCUUACAAAUUUAUUGUAUCCUCAUAGACACUUCUUUAAAAAAUUCUGACGGUACUCAUUUGAAUUUAUAUUCUAACAUAAUUAAGACUCUGGCAAAUAUAUUAGAGUCUAAUAGCUCAUGGACUUUUUAUCAAGAAAACGAACACAACGAUUGCCUUAGUGCAAUAAGCCGAUUAUUUAUUGAUUUGACGCACAAUUUUUUACAUACUAUAAAAGUUGAAUUAUUUCCGAAAAGUCGAUAUUUUCCAACAGGUGAUUAUAAAUAUUACAAUGAUGUAAUUAAGAUUAGUUUGAAGAUAAUUCACAUUCUUAAUUUUCAUUCUGCAUCUGAUAUAAUUGUGAAAUAUGUGGGAUCAUAUUCCCAAUACAAAUAUGUGAUAAACACGUUAUAUAAUUUAAGACGCGAACUCCAGUUUUCAGAAUUCGAAAUUGAAAUGCUGGAAUCAUUACAGUCCUCGGAAGAUGAUUGCAACGUUCCCUCAAGUAAUUUUAAUAAUAUCUCAUUGUGGGAUGAAAUUUAAUUAAUACUAUUGUAAAGUAUUA